AUGCUCGUCAGCUUUUCGACUACAAUUCUCACUCGUGUCAUCAAGUCAAUAACAAUGUUCGGGAAAGCAUUUAUCGUCAAGGCAUUCGCCCCUCGAUACAUCAUCUACACGGGAGUCUACAUCAUCCCGGCAUGGACACGUAAUAUCCCAGUCGGGGAUAAUGUGAUGGGUGCGAUCAUGUCGAUGUUUGGUAUCAUCAAAACUGUGCCGGAAACAGAGAUCAGCUAUUACUACAAGUUCCAUAAGUCCAGCUACUACGUCGUUUGCAAUGCAAUGAGUCUGUAUUACAACGAUAGUAUCACAGGAAUAUCAUCAAGCCCAAGCUGCAUGAGUCUCGAAAUUCAAGGCUGGAAUCCGAUGCGCAGCUUACUUGCGCCCAAGUUUGUGCUUGGAAGCGGGAGCAUGGGUACUUCUACGGCCCUCAUAUUGGGCAGUGACACGACUUCCUUGCCGACCACCGUAGUGACGACGUGCUGA
Gamsiella multidivaricata is the source of this 477-nucleotide messenger RNA. RefSeq lists its product as uncharacterized. The record is from RefSeq and is a predicted model, not a curated record. The coding region runs from base 1 to 477 and encodes 158 amino acids. Lineage: Eukaryota; Fungi; Mortierellomycota; Mortierellomycetes; Mortierellales; Mortierellaceae. The transcript is spliced from 2 exons.